ACGUAACCCUUGAGAGGAGAACAAGAAAAAAAAAGAGGAAGACAAAUCAGAGAAAAUUUGUCCCUCUCAUACCUUUCUCCCUCUCAACAAGUACCAAAUCAGACAUCCUUCCAUAAUACCUAGACCCUAAAACCUCCAAUUUAUAUAUAAACCAUCAUCAUCGUCCGCCCAAUUUCUUAAUUUCGAUCCUGUAAAUGCUCCCAAUCUGUUCUUUGCCCUAAUUACCGAUUCUUUGUUGGGAGGUGCUGAAGAUGGACGUCGAGCAGAAACAAGAGGAGCUAAUCGAUCACUUUGUCAAACAAGCUUCAGCUCACAAGGGCUCCGCUCUCGGAACCGUCGUCGUUGAAGCCACAUCGCAUCCCUCCCUUUUUGCAUUCUCUGAGAUUCUCUCUGUACCAAAUAUCGUCGAGCUUGAAGGGACUGAAAAUUCCAUUUUCUUAGAUGUGCUUCAGUUGUUUGCCCAUGGCACAUGGAGUGAUUACAAGAGCAAUAUUAGUCGGUUUCCUCCACUGGUUCCUGAUCAGGUUCUGAAGCUAAAACAACUUACCGUCCUUACAUUAGCUGAGACAAACAAGGUACUGCCCUAUGAUCAACUAAUGCAGGAGUUAGAUGUUACAAAUGUACGUGAACUUGAGGAUUUCCUUAUUAAUGAAUGCAUGUACUCGGGUAUAGUUAGAGGAAAGCUGGAUCAGUUGAGAAGAUGCUUUGAGGUUCAAUUUGCAGCUGGGAGGGAUCUAAGGCCAGGACAACUUGGGAGUAUGAUACAAACACUAUCAAACUGGUUGUCUACAUCAGACAAUCUCCUUGUCUCAAUCCAGGAGAAGAUAAAAUGGGCUGACACUAUGAGCGAGUUGGACAAGAAACACCGGAAGGAUGUCCAUGAUAAGGUGGAUGAAGUAAAGAAGGCCCUCUCUCUAAAGAAGUUACACACUGUAAGCAGGCCGACGUUGACUUCCGAGGGCACGAGGAGAUCUACUCUGAACCUGGUGGAGUGAUGGACUAUGAGGAAGACCGAAGCCGACCCAAAAGAAAGGAGCAGCCAGCUGUUUGGGGAUUGAUUGGAGAAUACUAUUGGGAUGGGUCAGUUCACUGAUUCAAUUGCCUUUAUAUAUUUGACUUAUGAUCUGGAGAAUUGCAGGAGGCGGCAUCCAAUAUCCUGAAGAUAGAGAUAAGAGUGGAAUUCAUUGGAUGGGUAUUUAGGCAAGUUGUCGGAUUUUUGUUCCUGGCAUUCAAACAACAGAUGCUUCCUGAUUUGGUGGCAAUGAUACUUUUGGUAGUGAAUAUGUCAUUCUCAUGUCUGUCUGAUUUGAGAAUCAUUAUCUUGUCUUGAACCCAUUGUUCAUUCCAUUGAGUUGGUAAGAACAUGAUGGUGUAUCAUGGUGCGGCAAAAGAUUUUUAUGUAGGUAGAUACUCAAGAUUGUAUUUUCUAGCUUUGUGCUUCUUUUGUUUAUUGUUGCCGUGGAAGACUAAUUUUUGUGAUGAAAAGAGCUGCUUAUCAUAUAUUACAUGUUUCCUGAGAUUCAAAGUUUCAA
Carica papaya (papaya) is the source of this 1532-nucleotide messenger RNA. It is a transcript of the gene FUS5, whose product is annotated as Proteasome component (PCI) domain protein. The record is from RefSeq and is a predicted model, not a curated record. Lineage: Eukaryota; Viridiplantae; Streptophyta; Magnoliopsida; Brassicales; Caricaceae. Gene Ontology annotation, cellular component: COP9 signalosome.